Molecule: messenger RNA, 1326 nt
Organism: Aedes aegypti (yellow fever mosquito)
Lineage: Eukaryota; Metazoa; Arthropoda; Insecta; Diptera; Culicidae
Exons: 3
Coding region: 163-960 (265 amino acids)
Cellular component (GO): cytoplasm
Source: RefSeq, a predicted model, not a curated record
UUUUUUCUGCAUCGCACGUCCAUCGCGAUAAAAUAGAAGAGCGCACUCUCUGUUGUGUUGUUAGCUAAAGGUGCUUCGGAAACUUGUUUUGAAUGGAUCCAGAUAGGAAAAUUCCCGUGACGUAGAUUAGAUUUUGUGGUGUAAAAUUUGGUUUUGAAAAUUAUGCUAAAACACUUGUUGUACUACAUUUGCUUCACAGCGAUUAUCACAGUCGCCGAACAAGACGACUGGAAAGGUAAAUGGUUCCCGAAUGUUCCAGACUCCACCAAUGGCAUCAUUCAACAGGACGAACACGGCCGGAUACUGAUGGGGGUGCAGAAUCCGGAUUGUGACGAUGCCCACAAGAACCUGUCGAUGGAUUUCGAUCCGUACGACGUCCGCCACUCGACGGUUUAUUUGUGUUUGGAUAACAGGCAUGACUAUCGGGGCGAUUACAAUAUGGAACCGCUGAUAACGCUGUACGACAUUCCGGACACGUACGUGGCUAUCCACAAGUGUAUGAAUACUAGCAUCGAGUACGACGAGCGGAUUCCAACUUUUGGAACGCAUCGCCCUCUCUGGCCACGGUAUGGAGAAUACAAAUACGUCCCGACUCAACGUUGGCUGCACAAUGCGGAGCACGGUGCAGUCAUUGCCCUCUAUCAUCCCUGUGCGAACAAGGACCAAGUGGAGCAACUGAAGACAAUCGUUAGGAGUUGCCUCUACAGACAUGUGAUUACUCCUUCCCUACUUCCGUCCAAGGAUCGUCCGUUUGCGCUGGUGUCCUGGGGGGCGUUGUUGGAGUUUUCCGUGCUGCAACGGGAGGUGGUAGAGGAUUUCAUUCGGGAACAUGCCCUGAGGGGUCCGGAACAAACAGCCCGUGAUGGACAGUACGAUCAUUUGCUGUUGGCGCCGGCUGAGGUCGUGUCCACCAUCGACGAUGCAGAACUCUGCCCCAAGCAACAUCGACGAAGGGACUGAACACGAUGAUGUAUGAACUUCCUCAAACAACCAAUUUGCCAUCAUUUCGCAGCAGUGAUAUUCCAGAAUCUUUUGAAGAGCAGUUUUAAACGUACUAUACUACUUCAAUGAAGACCAAUCACAAGGAAAGAAAUAGCUAAAAUAAUGUACAAUGUGUGUAACAGUGAUGUGCUGGAUUUUACCAUUUAUUGGUGUUUUGAAUUCUAGAUAGAGCAGCUUAUAUAAGUGUAAACAUAUAUUCAAAUGUCGUGAUAAAGCUGAUUUGUAUAAGCCCAUUUUUCUAUUUUGCAUGGAAACAAAAGACUAAAGUUAUUGCGAAUAUAAAUCAACAUGUAUAAUUAUGGUAUUGUAAUAUGGUAUGCAUUA